AUGAUACCUUCAGAUUUUUCAACCUGGUUUCCUCCUGUCAGUGAUGCAGGUUACGGCCACUCUACACCUCAAACGAUUGGUGGAAAAAUAUUUUGUAUGUUUUAUGCGUUGGCAGGAAUUCCAUUGUGUAUCGUCAUGUUUCAGUCUGUUGGUGAACGCUUGAAUACAUUUGUGACGUUUCUUUUAAAACAAUUACGGAAGUGUUUUAAAAUGAAAAAUCCUGAAGUUUCUCAAACUAAUUUAAUAUUAAUAACUAUGAAUUUAUCUAUGAUAGUGUUAACUGCAGGUGCUGCGGCGUUCACGUCCUAUGAAGGUUGGCAAUACGUGGAUAGUUUAUAUUACUGUUUUAUCACCCUAACGACAAUCGGGUUCGGAGAUUAUGUGGCGUUACAGAAAGAUAAUGCUCUAGAAACAAAGCCACAAUAUGUAGCGUUCAGUUUAAUAUUUAUUUUAUUUGGACUUACUGUGAUUUCCGCUGCUAUGAAUUUAUUAGUGUUGAGAUUUUUGACAAUGAACACGGAAGAUGAACGGCGGGAGGAAUUGGAGGCUGCUGCCGCGGCUCAGGGAGCUGUCCGUUUAGAAGGGGACAUAAUAACUGCUAAUGGAAAUGUGGUUUCCGGUGCUCAAGAAACGCCAGAAUUUAAUGACUUAGUGUCGGUGUGUUCGUGUUCGUGUUAUAAUUUACGUUCGAAAUGUCGUCCAAGGUAUAAAGUAACUCGGGGACCAACGAAAAUCGGACAUCUUUUGCCAAUGCAGUCUGUGUCUAAUAAAGAGGACUCUCAUAGUUGUGUAGAAGACACUAACUCUUAUUUCCAAAAUCAAUUAAAUAAAAAGCGAGCCUCUAUUUGA
Lottia gigantea (owl limpet) is the source of this 849-nucleotide messenger RNA. RefSeq lists its product as hypothetical. Gene Ontology annotation, cellular component: membrane. Gene Ontology annotation, molecular function: potassium ion leak channel activity. The transcript is spliced from 2 exons. The coding region runs from base 1 to 849 and encodes 282 amino acids. Gene Ontology annotation, biological process: stabilization of membrane potential; potassium ion transmembrane transport. Lineage: Eukaryota; Metazoa; Mollusca; Gastropoda; Lottiidae. The record is from RefSeq and is a predicted model, not a curated record.